AUGGUCGUCGGGAGCCAAUCGGACCUCCGGUCGCCGCUAUUCGAGCCGGAGGAUGAGGCCCGAUGGAAGCCCGAACCGGUCGAGAGGCUGUGCAUCGACGAGAUGCUGACGAAGCACUGCGGCGAGCUCGGGCCGUGGCAGAUUAGGCACUUCUUCAAUCCAUUGCCAUUGUUAAACAUUGAUGGCGCUGGAGUUUUCGGCCACCUUUCCGACUCCAAACUCGGGCGAAAAGGCUCCCUCUCGGUUGUUUGCCUCCUCAACGCCGUCUUCGGAUGCCUCACGGCCCUCUCCCCAAACUACGCCGUCUAUGCCGUCCUGCGCCUCCUCACCGGCUUUAGUACCGGCGGAGUCGGCCUCUGCGCGUUCGUUCUCGCCACCGAGCCCGUGGGCCCCACCAAGCGCGGCCUCGCCGGAAUGUCGACUUUCUACUUCUUCUCCGGCGGGAUCGCCGCCCUCGCCGGAAUCGCCGCCUUCUUCACGGCGUCCUGGCGGGCUCUCUACGUCGCCACCUCCCUCCCGUCCCUCGCCUUCCUCCUCGCCGUCCUCCCCUUCGUCUCCGAAUCCCCCCGUUGGUGCCUCAUAAGGGGAAAAAUCGUCCAAGCCACAAACAUCAUGCGGAACAUCGCCCGGGACAACGGGAGGCCCAUGCCAGAUGGCGUCGCCCUCGCCCUCGACGAGGACAAGAACGGGAACUCAGGGUCUGAGAAAACGGGUUCCUUGAUUGAUGUGAUCCGUUCGCCCAUGACGCGUGCCAGACUUUUCUUGGCCGUGAGCAUCAACUUCUUUUGCUCGGUCGUGUACUACGGGUUGAGCCUCAAUGUCGUGAACCUCGGGACAAACCUCAACCUCAACGUCUUCCUCAACUCGGUGGCCGAGUUGCCGGCUUACUUGUUGACCGCGGGGAAUGUUGUGUCGCGUGAUUCGCGGUGGGUCAACCUCACCCCCCACCCCUUCCUUCCUUUUUAA
Molecule: messenger RNA, 966 nt
Organism: Striga hermonthica
Lineage: Eukaryota; Viridiplantae; Streptophyta; Magnoliopsida; Lamiales; Orobanchaceae
Source: the annotation of a GenBank genome assembly